AUCUGCUCUGGUUUCUAUAGCAGCAAACCUGGGUAUAUGUUCAGGCAAAAACAACAGAGAGAGAGAGAGACUCUUUUACAGCGGGAAUAUUAUUUUCAUUUUAAAUUAUAUUGGACUGAAAAUUAGGAAGAGUAGACCUCAAGAAGACAAAAUGACUGUGGCAGAGGCGUAUAUACAAUUUCAAAUUCAGGUUAUAGGAGAAGAAACUGAAGAGUUCAGGAAGAUAAUAACUGAGCUAGAAACUGACAACAGAAGACUUACUGAAUUGCUGGACCAGUUGAGACAAGAGCAUCUGAAUAGUGUGUGUAAGCUUCAUGAGCAAGCAAAGAAGCAGGAGAAGGAGCUACAGCAAACUGUGUUAGUGAGCAAGGAGCAGCUGAAGCAGGCCCAGAAUGACAACCUAAAGGUCACCCAUAAGGAGGAGGAAAGGAUGGCAGAGUUUCACAGGCAGCUGGAUGACCUGGAGGUGCAGAGUAAGCAGCACCUAGAAGAGCAGCAGUAUUGGCUUCAGUAUAAGAAUGUGGACAGAAUUAAGUAUCAGCAGCGAAUAGACAACCUUCAGUCAGAACUCAUCUCUGAACAUAAGAAACUUGAGGAAAGAUUAGAAAUCUGUAGACACUGUCUGGAGGCCACCUUCAGUGAACUCGACAGAAAGGCAUCUCAGCUUAUGAAUAACAAGAAACAACUGGCUAUAAAGAAUGCAGUAAAAGAGCUGGAUAAUUUCAGGUGCAAGGAGAUCAAAGAGAACAGCCUCCUUAAAGAAGAGCUUGCUCUCUACCGUAAAGAAGUCUCUGUAGUGGAAGCAGAUAUGAGAAGGAUAGAGGAGGAGGACUUAGAGCACGUGAAGCAGCUUUUUGAUGAUCUGCCAAUUCCAAGGAAUGUGUCUCCCACGCAGUUGGUCUCCUUUAGUCUGGAACACAGUGUUCAGAGCCUCAGCCUCACAGAGACAGCAGAACCGGGAAGCGCCCCCCUUCCUCUGUCUGACUCCACCGCGGAAGCUGGGGGGGCAAAGCACCAGCAGCAGGCUGUGGAAUUGGAGAAAGAUGAAACAGAUCCCAGCUGCAAGCCCUCCUGCUCCUCCUCUCCCUGUGACCUUACCCUGCCCCUCUCUGGCAGCCGGAACGACCCCUGGGAGUCAGAGCAUCCAUACCUCCAGGAGCAGCAGCAGCUGCUGAGAGUGGCAGGCCAGGCCAUGACUCUACAUCCGUUAAUCAACGACCAUCAGGAUUUAAAUACCUCAACUUCCCAGUCUCUUAUCACACGCAUCAUCCGCAACAGGUUUCAAUAAGCAUUUACACAAAGUUAAACCCAUUAAAAAUGGCACAACUGCAUUUUUGGCACAUGCAACAACUUUUCUUCGUAAUCUUUGGUGCAUAAAGGCCCAAUUCCAUUUCUCUUUUGUACCACUACCCCUUAAAGCAGAGUUAUAAGGGUAAAGGGUGAAAUCCUCCCCCUAAGAAUCGGGACAAGCCAUACAGGUAUAGCUAUAGAAGUAAAGCUCUUAAGUUCAGUAACCUAGCUGCUGACUAACUAGUUAACUUUAGGGCAUCAUGUGUCUUGAGGAAUGGGGGCAAACAGUGCAGCAAUUAAUUAUUAUCAUCCAAUAUUGUUAAUUCCUCUCUGAUUGCCAACUGAUUUAUCUUUUAUUAACUUUUAUUUUUAUGUUCCACCUUAAAUGUUGCCAAUUUGUUGCACCAUUUAAGCUGGAAUGGUCAUAAUUUAUACAAAAUUAAAUGCUUUAUUCAAGAGUUUCUUUAGUCGCUUGUGCCGCCAUAUUGCCAAUAAAUCUCUUAUCCCUCUGUUGUGAGUGUGCCUCUGAAAAGUCAACGUUUGAAGGGCCAUGUAGCCCUAACAAGAAUCGGGACACCCCCAGGGAGUGCACAAAUAUGCAACGGCACCUCAUCACCUCUAGCUAAUUUUGUGAAUAAACAAACAUUAGGAGCCAAUUCACUUUUGUGGAAGCUGCUCUUUUAUUUGAAAAUCAAUCAAAUUCUGCUCACAUACAUUUUUUUUUAUAUAUAUAAACAAAAAUAGAAUCUGCAGGGACAAAUGCAGCAAAUAUGCUAAAUCAAUGGAUAGAAUCACCUUCAUAUUGGGACCAUCCUUCACAUGCUCCUCUACUGGACAGGGUCCGGGAUUAUUUACAGAAAGCACCGAUCAACAGUGCUUCUCCAUCUCCUGUUCUACUGCAACUACUUCUAAUUUACAAAGACACUACCGAACCCACCCUGAUGAUGGCGACCCGUAACACCUUCACACGCAUGCCUGUCUGUGCUUACGCGUGUGCCGUUCCCUGUGCUCCUGCUUCAGCAAAGGGUGCCCUCUAGUGCCUGUGUAGGGAAAGAUGGCCCAAGCAUGAAGGCAACUCCGGACAUUCAGGUUGGAAAAGGCAGCCGUAUAAUUCGUCAAUGUAAAAUAAUGACAUGCCAAGCGUAAAGCGACACAGCUCCUCCCCGAUGCAGCGCUGCAGAAUCACAAAUGUAGUGAUGCUAGUCUGAUAAAUGGUUCCCUUGCCAAAAACAAAGGAAAAAAAAAACAAAAAAAAAAAAACAA
Messenger RNA from Astyanax mexicanus (Mexican tetra), 2553 nucleotides. It is a transcript of the gene ccdc83, whose product is annotated as coiled-coil domain containing 83. The transcript has 11 exons. The coding region runs from base 152 to 1288 and encodes 378 amino acids. The record is from RefSeq and is a predicted model, not a curated record. NCBI's taxonomy places the organism in Eukaryota, Metazoa, Chordata, Actinopteri, Characiformes, Acestrorhamphidae.